Verruconis gallopava is the source of this 1778-nucleotide messenger RNA. RefSeq lists its product as uncharacterized. The record is from RefSeq and is a predicted model, not a curated record. Gene Ontology annotation, biological process: carbohydrate catabolic process. Bases 186 to 1496 code for a protein of 436 amino acids. The transcript is spliced from 5 exons. Gene Ontology annotation, molecular function: L-rhamnonate dehydratase activity; magnesium ion binding. NCBI's taxonomy places the organism in Eukaryota, Fungi, Ascomycota, Dothideomycetes, Venturiales, Sympoventuriaceae.
UCGGAAUGGACGCAUCUCGCUGAAAGAUAGACCGAACCUCAGACUGCUACGCGGUUGUAUAAGGUACAUGGCCUCUCGUAUAUCAUGCCGGCGACGAACACUGGCUGAGUUCAUCCUUCAAUCAUUCUUCGUCUUGUCUUUGUAGCAGGCCAACGUCCAACUUUUUCCUGGACAAAGUUCGCACCAUGGGCUCCAUAACGAUGGCGGAAUUUCCUACGAUCAAGAAUAUCAAAACUUUUGUCAUAUCUGGCGUAGGCUCUGGCGGAGACUACCAUAAUGUGGAAGGUGGACAUUGGCUCAUUGAUUCAAAAAUUUCGACGCCUAUGUCUCAAUACGAACAAUACCGAAAGUCGCGAACUAGCUGGGGCAUCAAUGUUCUGGGCUCAUUCUGUGUCGAAAUCGAAGCGACGGAUGGCACCAAGGGCUUUGCUACAGGCUUUGGCGGCCCGCCAGCAUGCUGGCUAGUCCUUGAGCACUUUAAAAGAUUUCUUAUCGGGGCUGACCCACGAGAUACGAACCAUCUUUUUGAGCAAAUGUACCGCGCAAGCAUGUUUUAUGGACGGAAAGGGUUACCGGUAGCCGUCAUUUCCGUCAUAGACCUGGCAUUGUGGGACUUGCUGGGUAAGAUCCGAAAUGAACCAGUCUACAAGAUGAUCGGUGGCAACACGAAGGGAAAGCUAUUGAACUUCUACUGCACUGGACCGGAGCCUGCAGCUGCCAAAGCUAUGGGCUUUAGUGGCGCAAAAGUGCCUCUGCCAUAUGGACCAGGAGAAGGACCGGAAGGUCUUAAAAAAAAUGUCGAGUUUCUCAGAAAGCACAAGGAGAGCGUAGGUAACGACUUCCCCUUGCGCGUAGAUUGUUAUAUGAGUCUGAACGUUCCCUACACGAUCGAGGUUGUGCAGGCAUGCAAAGAUGCCGGUAUCAAGAUCGACUGGUGGGAAGAAUGCCUCUCGCCUGACGAUUUUGAUGGUCAUGCGAUUCUCAAACGCGCACAUCCGGAUAUUAAGUUCACGACGGGCGAGCACGAGUAUUCUCGCUACGGCUUCCGCAAGUUGAUCGAGGGUAGGAACUUGGACAUCGUUCAGCCCGAUGUGAUGUGGGUUGGCGGCCUGACAGAGCUCCUCAGGAUCGCUUCGAUGGCCGCGGCGUACGACAUACCCGUCAUCCCUCACGCGAGCGGUCCCUACUCAUAUCACUUCGUGGUUUCACAGGCAAAUUCCCCGUUCCAAGAGUACCUCGCGAACUCUCCGGACGGGAAAUCAGUUUUGCCUGUAUUUGGAAACCUGUUUAUAAACGAGCCAAUUCCGGUCAAUGGAUGUCUUGAUGUGUCGGUGCUGGAUAAGCCAGGCUUUGGUUUGGAGAUCAACCCUGAUGCAUCACUGGUGGAGUUCACAGGAUUCUGCACCAAUCAAGGGCCCCAGAAGCAGCUGUUCAACGCCACUCAUACGGCUGAAGCUGAACAACAGGACGAGGCAAAGAUAAAUGGACAUGCAUAAACAAAGUCCGGCCGUAUUUUGAUAAAAUUACUUGUACAUAAAUGAGGUGUCUAAUGACCAUGAUGACUUGGGUAGACAUAAGGCAUGCGUACGGUGCAUCUUGUCAGAGCAAUAAGCUCAAUGACUGUCACGAAUCUCUGUUCGCAGGCAAGCUACUCCUUACUUUGUAAUCUGCUUUUGGCACUCCCCGAACGAUAUUAACAAUUCUUAGAGACACCAAACCGCGGGGUUUCAGACCCUGCGGAAGAGCCAAGAAAUUUCAAUUUAGAAUCUCUCCUAAGC